UGCACAGCCCUAGUGGCUUUGCCCCUCCCGGCGCAGAGGGGCCCAGAGGAGCCGGGGAAGCGGAUUCGGGACGGGAUUUCUAAGGAAAGGGAGAAGACGGGAGCCGCACCCUCUCUACUGGGUGUCGGUUAACGAUGAAGGGCCGGCGGCGGCGGCGCCGGGAGUACUGCAAGUUCGCGCUGCUCUUGUUGCUGUACACACUGGUGCUGUUGCUGGUCCCCUCCGUACUGGACGGCAGCCGCGACAGGGACAAGGGCGCCGGGCACUGCCCGGGCCUGCAGCGCAGCCUGGGACUGUGGAGUCUGGAGGCGGCGGCGGCGGGAGAACGGGAGCAGGGCGCGGAGGCGCGGCCCGCCGCUGAGGGGCGCGCAGGCCAGUCCCCGGGACUCCCGAGCAACCUCAGCAGCGCUGUCGGGGAGACUGUGUCUGGUGAAAAGCAGCAUAUAUAUGUGCACGCCACCUGGCGCACCGGUUCGUCGUUCCUCGGCGAGCUCUUUAACCAGCACCCGGACGUUUUCUACUUGUAUGAACCCAUGUGGCAUCUCUGGCAGGCGCUGUAUCCAGGAGAUGCUGAGAGCCUGCAAGGCGCGCUGCGUGACAUGCUGCGCUCGCUUUUCCGUUGUGACUUCUCCGUGCUGCGUCUGUACACGCCGCCAGGAGACCCCGCCGCGCGCGCCCCGGACUCUGCCAAUCUCACCACGGCCACUCUCUUUCGCUGGCGGACCAACAAGGUCAUCUGCUCGCCGCCCUUGUGCCCCGGCGCGGCCCGUGCCCGGGCAGAGGUUGGCCUUGUCGAGGACGCCGCCUGCGAGCGCAGCUGCCCACCAGUGGCUCUGCGCGCCCUUGAGGCCGAGUGCCGCAAGUAUCCGGUUGUGGUCAUUAAGGAUGUGCGCCUUCUCGAUCUGGGCGUACUGGUGCCUCUGCUACGUGACCCGGGCCUCAACCUAAAGGUGGUGCAGCUUUUUCGAGACCCGCGGGCCGUUCACAAUUCGCGCCUUAAAUCCAGGCAGGGGCUGCUGCGCGAAAGCAUCCAAGUGCUGCGCACCCGCCAGAGAGGAGACCGGUUCCACCGUGUGCUGCUGGCGCACGGCGUGGGCGCUCGCCCUGGGGUCCAGUCCCGUGCGCUGCCCGCUGCGCCGCGCACCGACUUCUUCCUGACCGGUGCGCUGGAGGUGAUCUGUGAAGCCUGGCUGCGCGACCUGCUCUUCGCGCAUGGGGCGCCCGCCUGGCUGCGGCGCCGCUACCUGAGGCUUCGCUAUGAGGACCUGGUGCGGCAGCCGCGCGCCCAGCUGCGCCGCCUGCUGCGCUUCGCCGGGCUGCGCGCGCUGGCGGCGCUCGACACCUUCGCGCUCAACAUGACGCGUGGCACAGCCUAUGGCGCGGACCGGCCCUUCCACCUGUCGGCGCGCGACGCCCGCGAAGCCGUGCACGCCUGGCGCGAGCGCCUGAGCCAAGAGCAGGUGCGUCAGGUGGAGGCUGCCUGCGCUCCGGCCAUGCGUCUGCUUGCCUAUCCCCGCAGCGGAGAAGAGGGAGACGCAGAGCUGACCCUGGACGAGGAGACACCGCUGGAAAUGGAGGCUGUCGGCGCCACGUAGCUUCCCACCCGCGUCCCAGGAGCAGAUCUGGGUCAGUCAUCAUGAACCGGGCACUCAGCAUGUUGCCCCAGCACUGGAGAAGCCACACUGUGGAGGCAAUCUAUCACACUGACAGAGACUGGGACUUGAUUUGGUACCAACUGCUGUGCAAUUCUGCAGAGCAGGAAUAUCAUGAGCUUAUUAAAUAAUGACCAACGCAUUGGAUGAAGCAAAGUUUCCAGUGAGGAAGUGACAGUGCAAUGUGGUAAUUAUGGCAAUAAAGUAGGAAGAGCUUUAGUUUCCAGCCUGAACCUGCCUCAGCUGGAGUCAUUUCAACAAGGCGUCCUCAAAACAAAGAAGAGACAUGACUUGGUACCAUUUCUCAUCAGCAGAUGUCUGGACAAAACAUUAGUGUAAAUAAGGACCAAGUGCAGUCCUGUGUAUCUUGAUUAAAUUACUUAAUAUUAAGUGAAAGGUCUGGGUGAUAUUGUUUUAAACCUGACUCAUCCAGCUCUUCUGAUUUUUUAAAAAGUACUUU
Molecule: messenger RNA, 2112 nt
Organism: Pteronotus mesoamericanus
Lineage: Eukaryota; Metazoa; Chordata; Mammalia; Chiroptera; Mormoopidae
Gene: CHST7
Product: carbohydrate sulfotransferase 7
Exons: 2
Coding region: 135-1595 (486 amino acids)
Biological process (GO): carbohydrate metabolic process; N-acetylglucosamine metabolic process
Cellular component (GO): trans-Golgi network; Golgi membrane
Molecular function (GO): N-acetylglucosamine 6-O-sulfotransferase activity; chondroitin 6-sulfotransferase activity
Source: RefSeq, a predicted model, not a curated record